Molecule: messenger RNA, 909 nt
Organism: Acanthosepion pharaonis
Lineage: Eukaryota; Metazoa; Mollusca; Cephalopoda; Sepiida; Sepiidae
Source: the annotation of a GenBank genome assembly
AUGUCGAAAUGUCAGCUCCCUGCGAGAAGCAGUCACCAGCUGCGUCUUGCCAACUGCCCAGUCGAUGAGAACGGAGUCCGUAGGAACUUUUUUUCAGAUCGUACCGAUCCUAUAAAAACAUCUAUCUAUCUAUCUAUCUAUCUAUCUAUCUAUCUAUCUAAGUCUAUUCAUAUCUAUCUCAGUCUAUUCAUAUCUAUCUACCUAUCUGUCUGUCUCAGUCUAUUCAGAUCUAUGUCAAUCUAUCUAUCUAUCUAUGUCUAUUCAUAUCUAUCUCACUAUCUAUCUAUCUAUCUAUCUAUCUAUCUAUAUAAUCUAUUCAUAUCUAUGUCAAUCAAUCUAUCUAUCUAUCUAUCUAUCUAUCUAUCUAUCUAUCUAUCUAUCUAUCUAAGUCUAUUCAUAUCUAUCUCAAUCUAUUCAUAUCUAUCUCAGUCUAUUCAUAUCUAUCUAUCUGUCUGUCUGUCUGUCUGUCUUAGUCUAUUCAUAGCUCUUUAUCUAUCUAUCUAUCUAUCUAUCUGUCUGUCUAGGUCUAUUCAUAUCUAUCUAUCUAUCUAUCUAUCUAUCUAUCUAUUCAUAUUUCAAUCUAUUCAUAUCUAUCUCAAUAUAUCUAUUUCCUGGAAUUAUAUUAUUUACUGCAUUUUUUUACUGUCUUUUACUGCCUAUCUAUCUAUCUAUCUAUCUAUCUAUCAACCUACACCCUUCUUUUUUUCCCUCUCUCUUCUGUCAUUCUUAUUUUUACUCACUCUCACCGUCUCUCUCUCUCUCUCUCUUUCUUCCCCUUUCACUCAAUUGCUGCUCGUAACCCACUAUUUUCCUUUUACACAUUAUUUGUUCUUUCUCCCAAGCAUCGUCCACAAUUGCCGGAACACCCCCGCCAUUACUUGUACACAUAAAUCCGAGGGCAGUGCUUAA